Triplophysa rosa is the source of this 2329-nucleotide messenger RNA. RefSeq names its product optineurin (gene optn). The transcript is spliced from 14 exons. Lineage: Eukaryota; Metazoa; Chordata; Actinopteri; Cypriniformes; Nemacheilidae. Gene Ontology annotation, cellular component: cytoplasm; Golgi apparatus; nucleus. Gene Ontology annotation, molecular function: K63-linked polyubiquitin modification-dependent protein binding. The coding region runs from base 167 to 1744 and encodes 525 amino acids. Gene Ontology annotation, biological process: regulation of canonical NF-kappaB signal transduction; Golgi ribbon formation; protein localization to Golgi apparatus. The record is from RefSeq and is a predicted model, not a curated record.
CAACACGUAGAUCAGACCGAUCCUACCAGAAUACUGAUCUGAGGUCUGUGGAGAGCAUUGCAUUACAUUUGACGUCUAGAUCAGGAAAUGCUUCUUUUACCAAAACAAGCUGAUCUGUGCUCGCGCAAGACACAAGUGAAACCUUGAGCUCCGCAGACUUUGAAACAUGGCUUCCGGUUCAUCGAUGAUGAACGGGGACAUCAAUCACCCCCGAGGGGGUCCGGGGGCCGGCACUGGCAAUCUGGCCGGUUUAGAAGAGACGAUUCAACAAAUGAACACUCUCAUCAAAGAAAACAGAGAACUGAAGGAAGCCCUAAAACAGACCAAUUUGAGCAUGAAGGACAAAUUCGAGGGCUUGUCCGCAUGGAAGGAGAAACAAAAGGAGGAGAGAGAGUUCCUGGAGAAACGACUGGAUGAAGCCAGAGCCGGACUGAGCACUGUGGACGCGGAGAACGAGACCCUGAAGAAGAAAGUGCAGGAGCUGGAGAAGAGCGGAGCCGAGUGUUUACAGUCGGAGCUGGAGGCGUUGAGAGGUCAGAUCGCUCGACUUCAGGCUGAGAAAAACGAUCUGGUGGCUUUAAACUCUGAACUCCAGCUGAAAAUGGGUCAGGGUUCACCUCGGGACUCCUUUAUCGAGAUCAGAAUAGAUGACGGUGAACUCAAUGUGACUAAAGAUUUGACCAGUACACAGAAAGACCAAUCUUCAUCCAGCGUGGCAAAGGCCGAGUCCGAGGAACAGACGGUGAGACAGCUCCUUCAGUCUCUCAGGAUCGAGACGGAUGAGAAGGAAGGGCUUCAUCUAAAGCUUCAGGAGGCCCAGGCGAGGAUCGCAGAGUUGCAGAAGAAAGUGGAUCAAAGUGAGGGCGGCACGCAAACGUCUCUUCCCUGCGCCACUGAAAAUUCAAGCGGCGAGGUUCAGACUCUGAAGGCUCAACUGAUGAAGCUCUGUGAUGAGUUAAAACAGGCUCAGAGCAAACUGGACGAGGCCGAGAACAUGAAACGAAAUCUGCAGGACAGGUGUAAAGAACUGGAGCAGGAUCGGAGCACUCUGAAGACCCAGCUCGGAGACAAGCAGAAGGUCCAGACUGAGAACGAGAGUCUGAAGGUCCAGAUGGAUAGUCUGCAAGCUGCUGUUAAACUGGAACAGAAGAAGACUCAAGAUGAAAAGAGUAGCCUGAACCAGCUGAAAGAUGCCUAUACUAAGCUCUUUGAGGAUUAUAAUGAACUUCAAGAGGAGGAGAAGAAGAAAGAGGGAAGUGUGUCAAAGGAAGAGUAUGAAGACCUCCAAACCAGGUUUACAGCCGCUGAAAAGGCCCUGGCGGACAAACAGCAGAAGAUCGAUGACAUGAAGAUGGAAAUCUUCCAGAGGGAGAAGGAGCUGGAGACCAUCUCUGUUUUCAAAGCUCAGGCUGAAAUAUAUUCCCAAGAUUUCCAUGCCGAACGAGAAGCUCGUGAAAAGAUACAUGAGGAGAAAGAACGUCUGGCCAAUCAGUUGGAUUAUGUGAAGAAACAACACAGUCAACUUCAGGAGGAAAUGGAGUCGCUCGGCAGGCAAUCUAUGAGCGAGAUGCAAAGGAGACUUCUGUCAAGUGGGGCCAAUCCACAAGAACCCGCGUCUCCAUCACAGGGGGCCAGAGAUGACUGGCAGCAGCAGAAUAUUCCAGAAUAUGCGUGUCCAAAGUGUGAGGAAGUACUGCCCGACCUGGACACCCUGCAGAUCCACAUUAUGGAUUGCAUCAUCUAAACCUGUUGCCUAGUAACCAUACAGAAUUCCCUGUCUGUGAAUCAGCUUCACUUUCCAGCACUGCAGAUGUAGACAUCAAAUGACAAAAACAUUUAGCUCAAGUUUAACAUGUAGGUUCGGUGCUGGCUGGUCAGACGUUCUCUAAAUAGACUUUAAAUAACAGCAACAUUCAUUAACUUAACGCUGCUAAAUAUAUACUCAAUGUAUAAAUGUUAACUGCUCAGAAAGACUGUAUUACUGUAUGGUGCAGGUAGACAAUCGGAGCGGCACGAUCUAUUCAUCUGUUGUGUACGACUUUAUUGGUCGCAAAAAGAUUUGUUUAUGUUAACCUUUCUGAGAAUCUGAAAUCUAAAUUGAGAUUGAAUUAUACAGAAAAAAGGUUAGUUUCAUUAAUCUGCUUAAUUCUGCUGUUAAUGACAUUAGAGACCCCAAAGACAACUGAUUUGAUAGAAAAAGUUUUUCUUUUUGUUUAACUGUUAAAGCACUUUAUCUUGUUUGAUAAGCAAGCCUAUUAAGAUUAGGGGAAAGAUAUACAGCUUCGUAUCUGUUAAAACAUGCUUGAUUUAAAUAAACACACGAAGUUCA